UUCAAACCGCUGUUGAGAAUUUGCUUCAAAUUCUGAUAGGGAAGACGUGUAUGCUUUCUUCUACUAAUGAAUCAUGGAAGAGAUCAGUCACUCAGAAUAUUUGGCAGGGAUGAACUAAUUUACAACGACGACGAUGACAUGAUUGGUUCAGGUGGGUUUGGCGUUGUCUAUCGAUGUAAGAUACAAAGUUCGAGUGAAGUCGUGGCCCUCAAGGUUCUCACUACUCCGUACAAACUGAAAAAGAGUGAAGUGGCAGAUUUCGUGAAAGAAGCACGCAUAUUGCAAGGUCUUACCGACUGCCCUUACAUCAUUCGAUUUUUGGGAUUAUGCGAUCAGCCCGGCCAUUAUGCUAUUGUCAUGGAAUACAUAGAGAAUGGAAAUCUGGAGGUCAUGUUGCUGUCUGACGCAGACAAACAUCCCGUUAUCCAACAGUGGGAUUGUCGCAUUAAAAUUGCACUAGACAUCGCUAAGGGGAUGGACUAUUUGCACGGUUUACCGACACCGAUUAUUCAUCGAGAUCUAAAGACUGCAAAUAUAUUGGUCGAUCACAACUACUCCUGCAAAAUUAUCGACUUCGGGUUAGCAAAAGUGCGAGGAAUUUCAGAGAAAAUACCGAGUCGCCGUCCUUAUGCUGCUACGGUGGCAUUUAGUGCACCUGAAUUAUUUGAGGGAAAGGGAAAGAUUGAGAAAGAAAAAGAGAAGAAACUUGAUGUUUACUCAUAUGCAGUGAUUCUUUGUCAGCUGAAGGAAAUGAAACAAGUUUAUGAUGGUCUCAGUCCAUCUAUCAUUCGAGCUAAUGUGCUUUCUGGUGUCAGACCUUUAUUAAGUGAUGAUGAUUGCAUGGACGAAUACAGAGAUCUUAUUAUUCGUUGCUGGGACGGACAUCCGGAUGCCAGGCUACACUUUAGAGAAAUUGUGACAAUGUUUCUGGGAAUGAUCAGACGGCCGUCUUGUCCUCGGUGUUCGACUGCUGGUACUGACGGUGUCGAUGGACGUAUGACAACUGUAACAUCGGUACCGGAUGGAGACAAUGGGUCGUCUGUCAUUCUCGGUUCUGUAGAUGCUCAUUCGCAUCAGAUGUACGAUACAUCACAAAAUGAAGGCACACUAACACUUGUGUCUGAUUCUCAUUCAUCGCCGAGCAUUGUUCAGCAAGGGAAUGCAGACAUUCAGAUUUCAGCUUUGUCUCAGCAACGAGAUGUUAUUAGAGAUGGCUCUAGUGUUGAACUUCCUCAAAAGUUUGCUGCCCCUUCAUUGGGUGCAAGUGGUAUUGCUGAAUUUCGUGACCCUCUGAAUUCUACUUUACCAGUCGAAACAGCUGUGUCUACUGCAGGAUCUUCACCAUCAAUUUCCAGUAAGAGCAAAAGUGCUAGAGCAGACAUCACAUCGAAACCUACUGUUGAAGUAACACGAAAGUCUACAGAGCCAGUUCAAUUUCCAUCCAGGAAAUGGGCACAAUUGACUGAUUUGCCACAGAGACGACCAUUUCUUAACUGCAUUGCUUCUGUAGAGGGAAACGUGAUUGUUGGCAACCAAGUCGAGUUAUACAUUGGCGAUAUCGAAUCCAGUUGCAAUCUUUGGAGGGUCUGUAAAACCGUACCGGAAACCGGAGCCAAGAUUCACACAUUAUUUUCUGCCAAAUACUGCUUCACCACUUACUACCAUUACCAGAAUUCUUCACACGAGAAGAGCCAUGGUAUCGCUUGGUAUGAUAUUAUCAACAACUCAUGGCAACAUGUCUGUUACUUGCCACCUUAUUCUCAGCUGCAUCAGUAUAGUGCUGUUGCCGACCAAGACAACAUAUAUCUUGUCGGUGGUAAUGGAGACCUGAACAAGACAAAUUCAUUGGACACGGUGCUGAAGUAUGACCUUAGAAGUGGUCAACAAUCAGGUGGCGUGAAGCUGAACCUUCAGAGGAAGAGGAAAAACUGUAGUAGUGUCAUUAUUGACAAUGUGUUGUACGUUGCUGGAGGACAGGAUGGACAGGAAAAUCUUAAUUCUGUCGAAGCUAUAUCUCUGUCGGACUUCAGCCACCUUACAGUUGCACCGACACCUUGUUACAGCUGUUCAUGUACUGUAGCUUGUGAGAGCCUUGUAGUUGCUGGUGGGCGAGUUAGUUCACAUGAAAAGUCACGCAUUGGGAAUACUGCAUUGAUGUGGGACUCGUCGAACAGAACCUGGAUUCCAUUACCAGACAUGAAUGACGAUCGGUUAUGGCUUGGCAUGUGCGCUGCAGAUGGAGUCAUUUUGGCUGCUGGAGGAUACUGUGGUGGCACGUUCUCGGAUCUUAAAAGUGUCGAGGCAUUGAGAGUGCAACCAUGAUAGUCAUUGUUUAUCCACAUCUCAACACAGGCUCGUUACGAAUGAGCAGCAUAGUUGUAUCUUAUAGUCUCAUUUCAUUUCUGGCAAGUUGAUCUACGAGUUGCAAUUGAAUGGUUUAAAUUUUGUAGCGCUAUACUGCGACGUCACAUGUUGUUCAACCAAUAAAAAGAUGCAAUUUCUUGUA
Corticium candelabrum is the source of this 2506-nucleotide messenger RNA. RefSeq names its product probable serine/threonine-protein kinase roco5. The transcript has 12 exons. Lineage: Eukaryota; Metazoa; Porifera; Homoscleromorpha; Homosclerophorida; Plakinidae. The coding region runs from base 67 to 2322 and encodes 751 amino acids. Gene Ontology annotation, cellular component: cytoplasm. Gene Ontology annotation, biological process: protein phosphorylation; signal transduction. The record is from RefSeq and is a predicted model, not a curated record. Gene Ontology annotation, molecular function: protein binding; protein kinase activity; ATP binding.